Molecule: messenger RNA, 1441 nt
Organism: Hibiscus syriacus
Lineage: Eukaryota; Viridiplantae; Streptophyta; Magnoliopsida; Malvales; Malvaceae
Exons: 13
Coding region: 88-1347 (419 amino acids)
Biological process (GO): protein phosphorylation
Cellular component (GO): chloroplast
Molecular function (GO): protein kinase activity; ATP binding
Source: RefSeq, a predicted model, not a curated record
CGCCAUUUCCAGUUCCAUAUCACUUAUUUCAGUUGAAAACAAAGAAGAGCAGCUCUGCUCCCUCUGAACUUAAUAACGGAACCAGCCAUGCUCGUUGCCACACCCCAUUGCUUAUCUUCUUCUAAUUGUCUGCCUUUUUCCAUUUCUCGAAAACUCAAGUUUUCCCUUUCGACAAAACCGCGAUUCAGCACCUGGGUGAGUAGUCGAACUCGGUCCGGUCGACUCUGUACAGCCAGUCUUAUUACCAGUCCUGACUCAUUCGAAGUUGGUCGACUAAUUGGCAGCUAUGGUUUCAUGAAUGUUACUAGCUAUUCAGGGUUCCAGGCAGGGGCAGAUCUUGAAUUUUCUUCAGGAGAUUUGGGGCAAUUAAGAGUUCAAGAUGUUGGAGAAGGGAGUGUAAAAAUCAGGUUAUAUGAAGGAAGAAUAGCUCAGGGUCCAUCCAAAGGCACACCAGUGAUCUUUAAGGUCUACCCUGGACAACGAGCCGCUGGUAUCGAGGCCGAUAUGAUGGCAGCCAAUGAACUCAAUGCACAUGCUUUCCUCCAGAGCAGUUCUGAAGGUAUAUGUAAGAAUCUUCUAUUACUUCUUGGUGGAUUUGAGACAAAAACAGGGGAGCAGUGGCUAGCCUUCCGUGAUGAUGGUAAAUAUAGUGCAGCUGACUUUGCAAAAGCAACUAGUGAGAAAGUAUUGAGAGUCCUUUCUCUACAAGAAAAUUCUUGGAAUCCUUUUGAGAAAGAGCAGGCGUUUAAACGCAGAACAUACUUUGUCAUUAGGCUAUUUCAGGGUGCUAUGAGAGGUUUAGCCUACAUGCAUAAUCAUGAAAGAUUACACCAGAGUCUUGGACCGGCUUCUGUUAUACUCAAUACAAUAGUAGAAAGAGAUGCUGCUUAUCUGAUUCCAAAGCUUCGAGAUCUAGCCUUUUCUGUUGACAUCAGCUUUUCAUCUUUGGAAGAAGGUCCUAGCACAUUCUCAGAGGGUCUUUGGAGAAGGGCAUCUUCUGCUGGUGCAUUUACGCCUAUGGAGAAAAGAUCCUUUGGAAUUGCAGAUGACAUAUAUGAAGCAGGUCUUCUUUUUGCGUACUUGGCUUUUGUUCCAUUUUGUGAAGCAGGCAUUAUGGAUGGCCUUUCGUUGCAACGGCUUUUGGAAAGCACUUUCAAACUCGAUGUCAUGGCUACAAGAGAGUAUUGUUUGGCGGAUGACCGGUUGUUAGAAGCUGUCAAAUUUCUCGAUUUGGGCGAUGGUGCUGGUUGGGAACUACUUCAGGCAAUGCUGAAUCCCGACUUUCGAAAACGUCCAAUAGCAGAAGCAGUCGUUAAUCAUCAAUUCCUGACUGCUAAUGUUCUCUGACUUCCGAUGAUUUAAGGUAAAUGGCCCUAGGAAUCUUUUGAUUCGGGUUCGAAGUAUUUUGCACGGAGAAGGUGUCCCUGAGGUAAAACUUAAA